CUACGCUAUCGAUUGAGCUAUACAGUAUCAUUCAGUUUCAGUUCUGGUGUGGACUGUACAGCUUGCACAAUCCUACACCAUGUAUCCGAUGUGGUCGGGAAGACCAUCAUUCGUGACAGGCUCCUCCAUUUCUCCUUGUUCACAUUUGGGGCACCCAGGACUGGCCGGCAUUGCGGCCCCGUCUGAAGACUUGGUCAAAUGAAUGGUCUGGGAAAGAGUGGAUGUGACGCAGAAGGGAAGCAUCUGCAUGGAGAGGCCACCAGGGAUGCGGACCCUCUCAAGCACGUGUGGGAGGAGUCUCUAAACCGUGGAAAUCGCUCUCAUUGGCGGCCCCGCUGAAACCAAUGGUGCCGUAGCUCAGGGUGGUUAUCAUUUCCUGCUCAUGUACCUUUCCUCCUAUAAAAGACGCAUCGACGAAGGCAGAUCUGUUAGCAGCGCUUCUCAACUGCCUGAACAUGUCUCCACUCUUCGCCGUCUUCCUGCUGGGAUGUGCCAGCAUGGCAGCGUCUCAACUCCCAGUCCGAGGUGGUUGGAGGGUGCGGGACCCGCAGUCCGACAGCUUCUACUUGGAACUGGCUCAUUUAGCUGUCUCUUCUCAAGUGGAAGGCAAACAGUACUACGACACUGUCGUUGAGCUCCUGGAAGUUCAAACUCAGACUGUCGCUGGAACCAAUUACAAACUGAAGCUGGUGGCAGCGCCAUCCAAUUGCAAAGUUGGAGUGCACGACUACAGCAGCGAACGUUGCAGACCACAAAACCACGCUACUACCAAAGUCUGUGUUGCACAAUUGUACCAUGGCCUCUCGGGUGGACCUUCCCUCACUUCCUAUUCAUGUGAUGCCUAAGAAGAAGAAGAAGAAGAGCAUAAUGUGCUGCUCGUCGUGUGAUUAGUAGUAUUAAAACUUGCUUAUUUGUCUUCCAUUA
Molecule: messenger RNA, 924 nt
Organism: Ornithodoros turicata
Lineage: Eukaryota; Metazoa; Arthropoda; Arachnida; Ixodida; Argasidae
Product: cystatin-2-like
Exons: 3
Coding region: 456-845 (129 amino acids)
Cellular component (GO): cytoplasm; vesicle
Molecular function (GO): cysteine-type endopeptidase inhibitor activity
Source: RefSeq, a predicted model, not a curated record